Gastrolobium bilobum is the source of this 1212-nucleotide messenger RNA. RefSeq lists its product as uncharacterized. NCBI's taxonomy places the organism in Eukaryota, Viridiplantae, Streptophyta, Magnoliopsida, Fabales, Fabaceae. The transcript has a single exon. The record is from RefSeq and is a predicted model, not a curated record. The coding region runs from base 1 to 1212 and encodes 403 amino acids.
AUGGUGGAUGAAGAGCUUCCCAUUGCUGAAUAUGCUAUUCCAUCACUUGAUGGAGUAAUUCCUGGUAUUGUCCAGCCUGGAGUGGAGGGGAAUUUUGAUCUCAAACCAGGGAUGAUACAGUUGCUGCAAUCCAUGACUCAAUACCAUGGAUUACCCAAGGAAGAUCCCCACAAGCAUAUUACAAAAUUUAUGAAAAUUUUCGAUACAUUUUCUGUUCAUGGAGUGUCCACAUAUGCCAUGAGAAUGAGGCUGUUUCCCUUCUCUUUAGCUGGGGCAGCAGAAGAAUGGGUAGAAGAUUUGCCUGCACAGUCCAUCACCACAUGGAAGGAGCUUGGAGAAGCCUUCCUUAUGCGGUUUUUCCCACCCACAAAGGUGUGUGAUUUGAGGGAUGACAUAACAGGGUUCAGACAGUAUGUUGAUGAGUCAAUCCAUGAGAGAUGGACUAGAUUUAAGGGGUUGAUUAAAAAGUGUCCUACCCAUGGUCUUCCUAAAUGGGCUACCAUUCAGAUUUUCUAUAGAGGAUUGAGUCACCAAGGCAAAACUCACUUGGAUGCCACUGCCAAUGGAAUGUUUUUAUUGAAAAGGUAUCCAGAAGCUUUUGAGACACUUGAGAGGAUAAGCCAAAAUAGCUGCCAAUGGCCUGAACAAAGAGAUGAAGCUCCAAAGAAGGCAGCUGGACUUUAUGAAGUGACUGAAAUAACUUCAAUGGCAGCUGAGAUGGCAGCAAUGCAUAACACUUUCGAGGUUUUAGUCAAGCAAAUGGCUGAGACCAAACAGCAACCACCUGCUCAAGUGGCUGCAACAACACCAAUCUGCUCACUUUGUUAUGGAGCUCAUUUGUUCAAAGAAUGCCCAAGCAACCCCUCUUCAGCCUUCUAUGUUGGUGACUACAACAAAAACUACAAUAAUAGAGGAAAUUAUAACCAAGACAGAUGGCAGCAACAAGGUGGGAAUUUUGGCCAGAAUCAGGGCCAAAAUUACCAUCAAAAUGUUGGAAAUAGAAAUCAGAAUCAGCCCUUCCAAGGAGGGCAGCAACCUUAUCAACCAAAAGUCCCAUUUUCACCCGGUUUCAACUCACAAAUGCCUCAAGAUCAGCAAGGGAAAUCUAAUGCAGAAACUCAGCCUCUUCCUAAUGAUCAGUGGUCAAACCGGAUGCUGCAAAAUCAUGAGGCCAUGCUUCAAAGUCAUGGAGCAAUCUUAAAAAGCUUAUAG